Messenger RNA from Diversispora eburnea, 1809 nucleotides. Lineage: Eukaryota; Fungi; Glomeromycota; Glomeromycetes; Diversisporales; Diversisporaceae. The record is from the annotation of a GenBank genome assembly.
AUGUAUUCAUCAAUUGUAUUAACAGCUGAUGUCCUUCACGAUAUUUUCAAAUUUUUUAAGAAUGAUCAAAAAACACUUUAUUCCUUAGUUCGAGUUAACCAUUUAUGGUGUUAUCAAGCAAUCCCUUUAUUAUGGAGUAAACCAUUUGAUAUGACUACACAAGAUAGAUAUUAUGAAAUAAUUCAAACUUAUGUUACUUGUCUUCCCGAACAUAUAAAAUCUCAUUUAGUUUAUGCUGGCAUAAAAUUAUCAACAAAUUAUUCUCAUAAUCAACCAUUUUUUGAUUAUCCAUCUUAUUUACAACAUUUCGACUCGGAUAAAUUUAAUCGAGCGUUAAAUAUUUGGUUAAGAAUAACUUUAAUAAAUGAAAAUUACGUCGAUCCACUUUUAAUAUUCUGUGGACCUUUAAAGAAAAUUUUGGGUCCAAUAGUUAAAGAUUGUUAUAUAAUUUAUCCACAAAAUAUCUUACAAAGAACAUUAAAUAAAUGCCUGGAACCAGUGAUAAAGGAUUAUUACUCAAAAAAUCCAAAAUAUAACUUAUUUAAAGAAAUAACUCAUUUAAUAUUUAGUAGAUGUAAUAGAUUAAAAAGUCUUUUAGUAUAUGUUGGUGAUGAACACACUUUAUCUUUGGUAGAUAUGGAUUUUUCUUUACUCACCCGACGACAUAAUGCUUUAUUAAGUUUACAAAAAUUCGAGUUAACCUUAAGAACACCACCUUCUUCUUCUCACUCCCCUCCUUCUUCCUCUUCUUCCUCUUCUCCCUCUUCUCAUUCUCACUCUCCUUCUUCUCCUCACUCCCCUCCUUCUUCAUCUUCUUCCUCUUCUCCCUCUUCUCAUUCUCACUCUCCUUCUUCUUCUUCUAAAGAUGACAUCUUAACCAAUCUAUUUACAAUGAUGUCAACUUUUGCUACAAAUAUUCAAGAAAUUACAAUUCAAUCAUACACUACAAAAUUACCAUCACAAGUUCACAGUAGUUUAUAUAGAAUGAUUGAAUCACAAAAAUCUUUACAAUCAUUUAUGUCCAAUUAUUUUUGGGAUGUUACAUACCCUUCUUUAUUUAAAGCAUUAUUAAAUCAAUCGCGAUCUUUAACUAAAUUUCGUCUUUGGGGUUUAACAAAUAUUGAUAAUUCAUUAGUAAUUGGUUUAUUAGAAUGGGAUGCUUUAGAAACAUUUGAAUUAAUGGGAUGCCCUAUAUCUUCUUUACCGGAUAAUUUUUUUGAUUCCUUUUCAAAUGGUCAAUUAAAAAUUAAGAAUUUUUUUUUAGGAAAUGGUUAUGGAUCUUAUCCUUUCAUAACUAAUGGUCUUCUCAAAAUGAUAAAUUUAAAUUUACAAAAAUUGGUAGUGGAAGGAAUAACACCUGAAAUAGUGGAAGCGGUUAGAGAAAAUUGUCCUCAAUUAACUCAUCUUUCAAUUUGUGCUUAUCAAAGUAUUCAUCAAACUUUACCUAGAUUACUUUCUUCUUUAUCAUUAUUAGAAACUUUAAUUCUAGGAAAUCAAGAACAAUUCUUAUACACUUCUGAUACAUUAAUACAAUUUUCUCAAUCAAUACCUUCCUCAUUAUGUACAUUAUUUCUAAAUUUUAAUAUUUCUUCACUUUCAUUAAAAGUGAUAUUGAAAGAAUGUCAAGCUUCAUUAAAUAUAUUAGAAUUACAUCAAAUACAAAGUAAAGAAUAUGAAUUAUUCUCUAUAUUAAUUCAAUAUAGUAAAGAAAAUGAAAAUUUGAAAGAAUUGAAAUUAUAUUUAGCUAAUAAUUUUAGAUAUUCUGAAAAUAAUAUAAAAUAUAUAGAUUAUUUUGUAGAUUAUAUGUAA